CCCAAAUUGGUACCGGACGUGACGUCGCUUCUCCGGCCUCCAAUCAAUAAUGUCUCCGGGAGGUGGGGGCGGGGCGCUAGUUGCCAUGGUAUCGGACGCUCAGCUCCUUUCUUGCGGCGCUCCUCGACUCCCUAGUGGAGCCGAGGCAGGAGCCUCCGCGCCCAGCCAUGAGCAGCCUGUCCGUCGGGCGGAAGCUCAGCCUGUCCCCGCACAUCCUAGAGCUCCUGGCGCUGCCCUGCUGCCUGGAGGAGCUGGAGGCCGACUGCCGGCCUUCCAUUUCAGAUGACUUAAAAGUAGGCUAUUUUAUCACAGAUCAUGCCACUCAAACAGAUAUCAAAGAAAUAGUAGAACUAAAGGAGCUUACUACUACUACACAAGCCCUAGUACAGUUCACGGACUCCAUCCAGGAAGAUUUUAUGAUCUAUAAAAAUAUCCUUCAAGCACAAUAUGAGGAAAAAAUACAAGAGCAGGCUUCGAAUCUCUGUAGACAGAUAAAUGACAGACUGAGAGACAUAGAAGCUUUUCAUAAACAGAAAGAAGUCAAAAUUCGACAAAGCUAUCAACAGCAGCUAUGUGAUGCACUUGCUGUUCUCAGGGUAGAUUAUGAGAAAAAUUAUCGCAUACAGGAAGAUACAGAUUCCUCAUUAGCAGCGAGUUGGCAGGUUUUGAUUAAGACGCUCCAGGAGAAAGAGUCUAAAAUUCAAAAAUUAGAAGCAGAAUUACAAGAAUAUCAGGAAAAUGAAGAUACAAAAAUGGUUAUUUUUGACAACGAUGAUGACAAUGAAAAAAAUAUGCUCGAAAAAGAAAAUGAGGAUUUCAGAGAAGAGGUUUCUAGACUACUUGAUAGGAUUUCACAUCUUGAAGAGUCUCUGAAACGCAGUGAAAAAGAAAAUAAUAAAUUAGAUAAGGAGGUUCGAGGUAUGCAAUUAAAAAUGGAAAAAGAUGAGAAAACUGUUCAAAAGUUAAUUGAAGCUCAAGAAAAAAUAAAGAUGGAACUUGAAAAGGAGAGGUCAUUAAAUCAAAGUGUGCUCAAAGAACAAAAAGACAUUGAAACAAAAGUGGAAAAGAAGUUAUCUGAUCUAAAGGAAAAGAUUCCAGCAUUGAAAGAAAAAGAUACAAAGAAAAAGAAGGAGACAGUGAAAAGUGGAAGUGAAAUUACAGUGCCUCAUGAGAGCAGAGAAUCACAAAAGGGAUAUCACAAGCAGCAACAGAAGAAGAGUCCUAGUUAUAAGGAAGCAGAAAAAAGAGCAUUACUUGCUGAAAUUGAGAAGCUGAAGAUAUCUGAAGAUCAAGAGAAGCAACACAUACAAAGGUAUUGGUCAGAAUUUUUAAGACAUUCAUUUAACUCUAUAAAUAUUUUAACAUUUUGUGGGUUUUUUUAUUUCAGUCUUAAAAACGAAGUUGAACAAAUUAACCGAAGCUGGGCAAAGAAAUUCCAAAUUCUAAAGAAAAGCCUGCAUGCCAUUAAGGAUGAGAUGUUUCUUAGACAUACUUUGUACCGUCAGGCAGCAGCAUUUAACCAUGCAUCCCUCAAUCAACCCUAUGCUGUUCCUCUCUAUAUUGAAACUGGUGCAAGACAAAUAAAUGAACGAAGGGGUGGUUUAUAUUUCCCUUUUUCACCAUUGCCCCAGAUACGUUCCGAGUCUACUGCAGCGAUGGAAGAAACAGAUCUUAAUAUUGUAAAAAUUCCAACUGGAACAGAAAUGUGCUGUUUGUAUGAAGAUGACGGGAACCACGAGGAGCUACACUCUCAGUCAUCCAGGGAACUCUAUAGUCUCCUAUAGACCUUUGGGCUAAUAGAUGUUUGGAAAUUCUCCCAACCCACUGUUAGACAGUACUUUUGACUGAAAGCUACUCCUAGCCACAUCUCAGGGGCUAGAUUGCUUUUAUACCAUGAAGGCCAGUGUGAACAUGUUUGUUCAAUCCGCAGGGGCAUACAUCGGGGUGCCCUCUGUCUGGGAUGUUAUAUGCCCUGAUUCUGGAGCUAUUUCUGUACCUCCUAAGAAGCUGUUGACUGGCCUACCUGGGCCAGGAGAGCCAGGAGCUUUCCCAGUUUGUUUGUCAACCUAUGCUGAUGACAUCUCAGUUUUUGUCAUGUCUGAAGGUGAAGUGCAGGCACUUUGUGUCUGUUUACAACUAUAUGAACAAGCAUCCUCUACCCGAAUUAACUAGGGUAAGAAUAAUUAGAUCUUAUUGGGCCCUUUGCAGUGCCGCACUCCCCUUGGUGCCUCCCCAAUUACAGUGGGGCACCUCUGGGAUUAAGGUGAUAGGGGUAUUUUUUUGUAUCUGAACAAUACAAGUUAAGGAACUGGGAGGGGACUGGAAGAGAAAGUGCAGGGCUGCCUGCAGAGAUGGCACUGGCUCUUUUCUGGACAUUCUUUUCAGGGAUGGGUUUUGAUUGCUAGCGACAUGUGGCCUCAGUGUUGUAGCGCCAGCUGCUGUGUGUGGAUCUCCAGCCUCCAGGACCAGAUUCAGCACUUUUUUUUUUUUUUAAUUUUUGAAUGCUUACCACUGGUUGGACCCUGCUUUGCUCUUCUUACUAUUAGAUGAGGGUGGCUGGGGCUUAUUGGCCUGGUCAGUAGGUUGGUGGCUUUUUGCAUCCAGCCUGUUCAGCUGCAGCUGUACUCUGACUCCCUGCUGGCCUGGAAGUCCCUUGCCCUCUCUGUCCUCCAUCGUGUUGGAGGAUGGGCUUUGACCUUCACAUUUUUUUGUUGGCACCUGUCUGAUUACAAAGUUUAGAUUUGCCUCCAUUCUGUAAUGGCCAUUUUAAUGCGUGGUGACUUCUCUGCAGUGCCCAGCCUGACCAGGCGUUUUUAGCCUACGGUCUUAGAAGAGCCACUGUUUUCAACCCAUUUUUAUGUUCUGAAGCUCUUUCUGCCAGGAGCCUGUUUUCCGCCUUUACUCAGGCUGGAUUGACCAAGCUGCCUCACCUGAUUGUUCCCUGUUUGUCAUGCUGGAAAUCAGCAGCAGCUUUUGCUGCUGAGACCAGAAACCGGUCUGUGUGGGUUUUUUGGAUAAGGUUCUUGCUGAAUUCCAGGCAGCACUCCUUAAACGGGCUACUCAGCAUUUGCAGAAAGAUUUUGCAGGAACUGUCCUUCAAGUGGGAAACCCUCUGUUCCCCUCACUGGUUGCCUUCUCUUCCGUGGAUGAGAUUCUAGUGCACCCAGGUAGAUAGUUGUCCUGGAAGGGUCUGGUAAAUGUUUGUUUUGUAGCCAUGAUCAAGAAGCAGCUCCAUGGUAUGUGUGUCAAGGGAUGGCAUUAUGCCACCCAUUCUGUUCUCCCUGAUACAACCCGGAGGAUGGCUCUGUCCCUGGGUGACUUUAUGUCCUCAGCUUGGAGGAUGCUAUAGAAACCUCCUCGUUCUAAGUGCUCUGGUGACUUUCAUUGGAGAGUCCUGCACAGCAUCAUAGCAACCAAUCAUUUUGUGACCAUAUCAGCCCCGGUGUGUCUGUGCAGUGCUCUUUCUGUUCAGCCUCAGACAUGGUGUUUCAUUUUUUCCUUCAUUGCCCCAUUUGGUUCCUCUUUUUGUUUUUGUUUUUUGUUUUUUUCAGCGGCUUUUCAACAGUCUGGGACUGGUUUUCUCCUGUUUGUUCUGGGAGCGAGAUACAGUGCUCACAUGCAGCAGGUUUCAUUCCUGGCUAACUUGUUUCUGGGUCAGGCAAAAACUAGCCAUUCUGAAAUCUCUCUAGAACUGAGUGGCCAGGGUAGAAGACUUUUGAUGUGCUAGGGCUAUUCCACAUGCAGAUUGUGGCCCAGCUGCAGAUCGAUUACACCUUUUAUAAACCUACUUUUAAUUUUUGGUCGAUUUGGUGUGUUAACAAUAUUAUGAGUGAACUUAGUGAUGAUGAUGCUUUAGUGAUUCAUGUUUAAUGUUCGCUUAAGGUAGUUUCAUUUUAUUUCAUUCAUAUCUUUCUGUGUAAAUAUGGCAAUUUUAUAACAUUUUUAGUAGUUUUUAAUGUGUUUUAUGUGAAUAAAGUGUUUUUCGUGUCAGACACACACCCUCUCUGCAUGAGGACUUUUGAU
Messenger RNA from Malaclemys terrapin pileata, 4023 nucleotides. RefSeq names its product chromosome 2 C10orf67 homolog (gene C2H10orf67). The record is from RefSeq and is a predicted model, not a curated record. The transcript has 15 exons. Lineage: Eukaryota; Metazoa; Chordata; Testudines; Emydidae. The coding region runs from base 168 to 1784 and encodes 538 amino acids.